AUGCUAUCAAUACGCACUGUCGAUUCUACUGGAGAUAUGGUGCUCGUUGUGCCGUACGACCUUGAGACAGAUGUAUCUGACGAGCCAUCCGAGCCUCCAGACGCAGAGCCUUUUUCCAAGACUGACCCAAAUGAUGACCCUUCAAAGCCUGAGACGAGAGACAUACUGGUCUCCUCCAAGAUCCUUUCAACUGCAUCACCCGUUUUCCAAGUCAUGCUGGAUGGGAGGUUUCGCGAGGGCGUUCAGUUGUCAGACGCGAAAACGUCGCCCGACAAGGAACCAUUUCGGCUUUCGCUUCCCGACGACGACUUUGCAGCAAUGUUGCUUCUUUGCAAAGUGCUGCAUUUCAAAGUCAGCGAUAUCGCCGCCCGACCCAACUCCGACUUGCUCUUGGCCUUGGCCAGCGUUUGUGACAAGUACCAGUGCACUCAGACACUCAAAUACUGCGGCGCCUUGUGGGUUAGAAACUGGCUCCUUUACCUAGACCUUCUAAGCCAACCGCCAAUCGAGGACAUUUGUCGCCUCCUGAUCUUUUCAUACGUGGCAGAUUUGCCGUAUGAGUUUUGCGAGGUGGCAUGGAGGCUGCUUCUUCAUCACAAAGGACCUCUUGCGGGAGAGCAGACCCAGGCGGUCCAGCUGAUCGAUCAUCCUCUUCUGUACCAAGAUGUCGGAAGUUACUUGGACCGGAAGCGAUUUCGAUUCUGCGAGGCUUUUCAUCGCGCGAUAACGGGGCCGUGGACGACAUGGAAAUGGGUAAGUCUAAGUUCGGGAUGCUACCGGGCAAGAGACGUCAUUGGAAGAUAUACCGAAGCCCUCAGGAAAUCGGGUAUUGUGCCUUACGAGGUAGACCUGAGGGAUCAUCGACUCGGAUUCCUACUCAGGGCUUCGUCUGGGUUGCCGUAUCUCGCUGUGAAGGACUGCACAAAUCGGUACAAUUGCGAUUGUUCGGGAGACAAAAAAGAAAGCUUGACAAAGAAUUUGAAUGUACUGUCCAUGAAUAUUCCCAAGCAGAAAGGAUGGUUUGGAUGCUUGGACUGUCUUAAGAGGGGAGAGAUGUCGAGCAAGGACAGGGAAUGCCGGCUAGAGCAUGGGGACAUUUCUAGUCUCUCGCCUUAG
Messenger RNA from Ilyonectria robusta, 1116 nucleotides. RefSeq lists its product as uncharacterized. The record is from RefSeq and is a predicted model, not a curated record. The transcript has 2 exons. NCBI's taxonomy places the organism in Eukaryota, Fungi, Ascomycota, Sordariomycetes, Hypocreales, Nectriaceae. The coding region runs from base 1 to 1116 and encodes 371 amino acids.